Messenger RNA from Ophidiomyces ophidiicola, 2652 nucleotides. RefSeq lists its product as uncharacterized. Lineage: Eukaryota; Fungi; Ascomycota; Eurotiomycetes; Onygenales; Onygenaceae. Gene Ontology annotation, molecular function: serine-type peptidase activity. The coding region runs from base 1 to 2652 and encodes 883 amino acids. Gene Ontology annotation, biological process: proteolysis. The record is from RefSeq and is a predicted model, not a curated record. The transcript has 6 exons.
AUGGAAUCAGCGCAAACGAAGGAGCAGAUCCUUUCUGGCUGCCUUCUUCCUCCAUGUGUGUACCCGCGAGUUCUCGAUCGCGGCGACCCUAUUGCACCCACUGCCUCUGAGUCGCGACAGAGCCAGCAGAAAAUGCCACGUCUCUCCCUAUCCCAGGUGUGGGAUAUUCUAGGCCCAUUUCAGAUCGGUACUCGAGAGGCCACUUGGGGGUUGGAUCCUCUUGAAACGCAAGGAGGAUUUCGGGCCCUGAGGUAUGAUCCGGAGGAAACGUUUCCCAGCGCUAUCGGCAAAGGAGGCCUGUGCCAUUGGAGCAAGAGUCACGCGAAAGAACUAGUUGCUUCAGAUGAAUGCACGAAAGCAACGCUUGAUCUGGAGUUUCCCAAGAUCGACUGGUCGUUCAUUCGCUCUGUAUAUGGAUGGUCCGGCCUGCAACACCAAGCCUGGGCGCGAGGCAUUCUUACCGUCUCCGGCCCGGACCCAGUUACCGCCGCUGUUUAUGGAGACGGUGUCAUUGAACUUCGGAUAGACGGAGAGCUCUACUUUGGUGGAGAUUUUUAUUCGUACCGGCGAGCGCCGUUGAUCCUCGAACUUAGCCAAGGCGACCAUACAAUUGAGCUUCGCCUUGUCUACGAUAUCAGGUCACAAGGCGAGAGUGACGUGCCGCAGAUAAAAGUAACCCUUGAGUGCACGUCGAUUCCACAGAGAUUGAAUGUUUUUCCAGAUAGUUUCCUGAUUGCAGAUGUUGUUGACGGAAAGCUUGCGAGCCCAUAUGGAAGUUCAUCUGGCCCUGUCGUGACAAUACUUCACGGCUUCAUCUCUAUUGCGCCGUGGCAAUCUCGACCGUUGGCGUUUGCGCUUGAUUUUGCCUCGCAAGUUCCUUCGCAACUCUCGUUUGAAAUUGGAUACAGCUUGGGCAUGAACGGCCAGAUAGAGACAACCAGAGUCGUACCAAAUCUCAAACAUCGGAAGAUUUCUGAUGCGCAGAAAUUCACCUUUCUUCAUCCUAGCGGUAUUGUGUCUUAUGCGGUUUUGCGGCCUCCUCCCGACACCAGUUGCCGCAACGCUCAAAGGGGAAGUCUUCCUCUGCUGAUUGCGCUUCACGGAGCUGGAAAUGAAGCGGACAGUGAUCAGAUUCGGCAUAUGCUAGAUGGUGUAUAUGGCCGUCGUGCAUGGAUAUUGUUUCCAACGGGAGUAACGCCUUGGAGUGGCGAUGAUUGGCACACCUGGGGCUUCGCCGACGUCCAAGCAGCUGUUUCUGCUAUACCGAAUUGGAUAAGCUGCAUGUCAUGGAAUGGCCCCGGAGCCUCCCUCGAUGACUGGAUAGUCGCCGGCCAUUCGAAUGGAGGCCAAGGGGCUUGGUAUCUCUUAUCCCACCAACCCGACAAGGUGAUAGCCGCAGCCCCCGUUUCAGGAUAUACAUCCAUUGAAAACUAUGUGCCGUUUAAUAUGUGGCGUAAUAUGGAAGCUUCCCUAGCAGCAGUCCUGGAGUUUGCUAGGCGGCCUUUUAAGCAUGAGCUUCUGACCGAAAACUUUUCAGGAAUCCCAAUACUUCAACAACACGGAGCUAACGAUGAUAACGUACCUGUAUAUCACUCUCGACUUAUGCACCAGUUGAGCUGGGAGGGUGGGUUCACCACAGAGUACCAUGAAAUACCUGGGGCUGGCCAUUGGUUUGAUGGGAUAAUGACGACACCUCCUCUUUCUGAUUUCUAUCUCCGUCACACUGAGGGUGCCUCGCCCCCUCGCCUACCAGAACAAUUUUCCAUGGUCAUUCCAUCGUCACCAGAUAUGGGUUCCAGAGGAGGCAUCCUUGUGGAUCAACUUUGCUCUCCAGAUAGAUUCGGGCACAUGCGUGUUUUCCGCGAUAUGAAGCAACAUCUAUGGCGUGUUAAAACCGGCAACAUACGUCGUUUUCACAUUAUUUCACUGGAAACUUGUUGCCCCCGCCCAGAGAAAAUUCUUGUUGAUGGUUCGGAACUGCCUUUCAUACUAUCACCCUCUGAGACGACCACUACUUGGUAUACUCGAGACGGUUCCGGCAGCUGGACAGUAUCUUCAGACAACAAUUGGCGCAACAUAUCAGAACGGUAUGGGCGACAAGUAGGAACCCUAGACAGCAUCCUUAGGACUAGAGGCUCUCUAAUUAUCUAUUCGAACUCUCCGGGAGGCAAUAAAAUUGCGCUACAGAUUUCCCGCAAUUUAUUCCAGUAUUUUGCUGCCGACUGUAGUUUGAACACUACAGUGUCUCCUUGCUACGAUAUCCCUGCUUCAUCUGGCAAUAUUAUUUCUGUCACGACUGGCAACCAAGUUCCAAACGGAAGUCUUCCUCUAUUUCCAAUUUCCAUAGGAGACGAUUGUUUGAAAUUCAGCCAGCCAGAUGGCUCAAUUAUAGCAAGACUUGAAUUUGAACCUAGUCUUGGCGCAGUAUUUCUCCGACCCCUGAAAGACGAACGACUGGAGCUCGUAGUCUGGGGUGCCGACCUAGACGGACUCCAGCUUGCAGCUCGCCUAGUUCCAACGCUGACCGGUGUAGGUCAGCCUGAUUUUGUCGUUCUCGGCAUUUCUUCUCGCUGGAAAGGUGCUGGGGGCGUUUAUGCGGCGGGUUUCUUUGAUCACUCUUGGCAGAUUUCACGAGGGUCCUAUCUACCUUAA